Monoraphidium neglectum is the source of this 450-nucleotide messenger RNA. RefSeq lists its product as hypothetical. NCBI's taxonomy places the organism in Eukaryota, Viridiplantae, Chlorophyta, Chlorophyceae, Sphaeropleales, Selenastraceae. Gene Ontology annotation, molecular function: RNA polymerase II CTD heptapeptide repeat phosphatase activity. The record is from RefSeq and is a predicted model, not a curated record. The coding region runs from base 1 to 450 and encodes 149 amino acids. The transcript is spliced from 5 exons.
AUGUGGACCAAGCUGCGCCCCGGCGCGCGCCGCUUCCUCGCCGCCGCCGCUGAAAAGUUUGAGCUCUGGAUCCACACGGCAGGCAGCAGGUCGUACGCGCUGGCCAUGGCGGAGCUGCUGGGGGCUCACUACUUUGGCAAUCGCAUCAUCGCGCAGCAGGACGGCGCGGAGGAGGUGCAGGUCCUCAACAAGCGGCUGGCCUCCGGCCUGGAGGGACGCGAGCCCGUGGCCGUCAUUCUUGAUGAUAGCAGCGCUGUGUGGCCCCAUGACAGGCGCAACCUUCUGGUGGCUGAGCGCUAUGUGUGGUUCCCGACCGCGCGCGUCAAGGGCCGCGGGUCCCUGUUGGAGAUGGGCAGGGAUGAGUGCGCCCGAGGGGGCAUGUUGUGCAUCGCGAUGGGCAUCCUGGACAGACUGCACAGCGAGGUGGGAAACACAGCCGACGGCACGUAG